AUGACGCUGGGGCAGAACCACACCACAGUGACAAGAUUCAUCCUGCUGGGCCUCACAGACCAGGCCGCCGGAAGACAUCUCCUCUUCGGCAUCUUCCUGCUGAUCUAUGCUGUGACCCUGGUGGGCAACCUGGGCAUGAUGGACCUGAUCCGUACCAGCUCCACCCUCCACACCCCCAUGUACUUCCUCCUGAGCGUGCUCUCCUUCCUGGACAUAUGCAAUUCCUCUGUGUUCACCCCCAGGCUUCUGAUCAGCUUCCUCACCACGGAUCAGUCCAUCUCGUUUGCGGGCUGUGUGGUCCAGAUGGCCUUCAUGAUCCUCCAUGGCACAGGGGAGUGCCUGCUCUUGGCCUUCAUGGCCUAUGACCGAUUUGUGGCCAUCUGCCACCCUCUCCUCUACCAUACGAUCAUGUCCAAGCGCUUGUGCAUCCAGCUGGCGGUGGUCACCUAUGCGGCAGGGGUGUUCGUUUCAGCUCUACAGACGGGGAAUGCCUUCAUCUUGCCCUACUGUGGUCCCAACAUCAUUGAUCACUUCUUCUGUGACAUCCCCCCCGUGCUCCAACUGGCCUGCUCAGACACCACCGUAGCCAAUAUCAUCCUGCUCUUCCUUUCUGCCUUGGUUACUGUCCCCACGGUGUCAGCCAUCUUAGUCUCUUAUACCUACAUCCUGGUCACAAUCUGUAGGAUGAAGUCCCUGGAGGCCCAGCGCAAAGCUUUCUCCACUUGUGCCUCCCACCUCAUUGCCCUCUCCCUCUUCUAUGGGUCUGUGUUCUUUGUCUAUGUCCAACCCAACCCAGAAAGUGCCUCAGCCUAUAAUAAGACCCUGUCUGUGUUCUACACCAUUGUGAUCCCCAUGCUGAACCCCCUGGUCUACAGCCUAAGGAAUAAAGAUGUCAAGGCUGCUUGGCACUACAGUAUUCUCAUAUGCUCAGCCAUGCUCUCGCGACAGUCUUACCCCUGCAGUCCUGUGGCAGGUCAGAACCAGGCCAAGUUAUUGGAUCGUGGUGAACAGAGUGGUGACUCCAAACCAAAGAUGAGCCAAGGGUCAAACACCAGGAAAGGAGGAUAA
Messenger RNA from Nyctereutes procyonoides (raccoon dog), 1068 nucleotides. Its product is annotated as olfactory receptor 1009-like. Gene Ontology annotation, cellular component: membrane. The record is from RefSeq and is a predicted model, not a curated record. Gene Ontology annotation, molecular function: olfactory receptor activity; odorant binding; G protein-coupled receptor activity. Gene Ontology annotation, biological process: G protein-coupled receptor signaling pathway; sensory perception of smell. The transcript is spliced from 2 exons. NCBI's taxonomy places the organism in Eukaryota, Metazoa, Chordata, Mammalia, Carnivora, Canidae. Bases 1 to 1068 code for a protein of 355 amino acids.